CCCGCAUAGCCCCCCUACAACCGCCGCCAUGGUGCUUCAAGAUCUCGGGCGGCGCAUCAAUGCCGCCGUCACAGACCUCACGAGGUCGCCCAACCUCGACGAGAAGGCCUUCGACUCCAUGGUCAAGGAGAUCUCCAACGCCCUCGUCGAGGCCGAUGUCAACGUCAAACUCGUCAUGAACUUGCGGCAAUCCAUCAAGCGCGCCGUCGACUUCAAGCACCUUGCGCCCGGCGUCAACAAGAAGCGCCUCAUCCAAAAGGCCGUCUUCGAUGAGCUCGUCAAAAUGGUCGACCCGCAUGCCGAGCCCUUCAAGCCGCGCAAGGGCAAAGCCAACGUCAUCAUGUUUGUCGGUCUUCAGGGUGCAGGAAAGACGACGACGUGUACCAAGCUGGCGAGAUGGUACCAAGCACGAGGGUUCAAGGCGUGCUUGGUCUGCGCGGAUACUUUCCGUGCUGGUGCUUUUGAUCAGCUCAAGCAGAACGCCACAAAAGCCAAGAUUCCAUACUAUGGUAGUCAUACACAGACAGAUCCUGUAGUAGUGGCAGCCGAGGGUGUGGAGAAGUUCAAGAAAGAGCGCUUUGAAAUCAUCAUCGUGGAUACCUCCGGACGACACAGGCAAGAGCAGGAUCUCUUCGACGAGAUGGUCCAGAUUCAGACUGCUGUGAAGCCAGACCAGACAAUCAUGGUGCUCGACGGAACUAUUGGUCAGGCUGCCGAAUCUCAAGCUCGCGCUUUCAAGGAGGCCGCUGAUUUCGGAGCCAUUGUUAUUACCAAGACCGACGGUGCCGCAGCGGGUGGUGGUGCAAUCUCUGCAGUCGCAGCAACACAUACCCCGAUUGUCUUCCUCGGAAAUGGAGAGCACAUGUUGGACCUUGAGCGCUUUGCGCCACAGGCUUUCGUCUCAAAACUGCUCGGAAUGGGUGAUGUACAGGGUCUUGUCGAGCACGUGCAGUCACUCAAACUCGACCAAAAGGACACAAUGAAGCACAUCACACAGGGCAUCUUCACAAUCAAGGACCUCCGCGACCAGCUAUCCAACAUCAUGAAGAUGGGUCCCCUUUCCAAGAUGGCUGGUAUGAUUCCUGGACUGAGCAGCAUGAUGGGCGGCAUGGAUGAUGAAGAGGGCGGUGCCAAACUCAAACGAAUGAUUUAUAUUUGCGACAGCAUGACGGAAAAAGAGUUGGAGUCUGAUGGCAAGAUGUUUGUUGACCAGCCUGAGCGCAUGACACGUAUUGCACGUGGUUCGGGCACCUCUGUCCGCGAGGUUGAGGAGCUACUCACACAGCACCGCAUGAUGGCCGGCAUGGCGAAGAAGAUGAAGGGCGGCAUGGCCAACAUGCAGAAAGCACAGGGAGCCAUGGGCGGUGGCAACAAGCAACAACAACUUGCGGCCAUGCAGAAGCGCAUGCAGAGCAUGGGUGGCGCAGGCGGCAUGGGCGGUGCCGGUGGAAUGCCGGAUCUUGGUGCCAUGAUGAAAAUGCUUGGUGGUGGACGAGGAGGUGGUGGUGGCAUGCCUGAUUUGUCUGCGCUGGGCGGCAUGGGUGGUAUGGACAUGGGAGCUAUGAUGAAGAUGAUGGGAGGAAUGGGCGGCAUGCCUGGUAUGGGGGGAGGCGGCGGCGGUGGCCAAGGCAAGGGAAGGAGGUAGUGUCAUGUACCAGAUGGUAUGGAUUUGUCAAUUCGGAUGCAUAGCCACGGCGU
This is a messenger RNA of Exserohilum turcica Et28A, 1698 nucleotides long. RefSeq lists its product as uncharacterized. The transcript is spliced from 2 exons. NCBI's taxonomy places the organism in Eukaryota, Fungi, Ascomycota, Dothideomycetes, Pleosporales, Pleosporaceae. Gene Ontology annotation, biological process: SRP-dependent cotranslational protein targeting to membrane, translocation; SRP-dependent cotranslational protein targeting to membrane. The coding region runs from base 29 to 1645 and encodes 538 amino acids. Gene Ontology annotation, cellular component: cytosol; signal recognition particle, endoplasmic reticulum targeting. Gene Ontology annotation, molecular function: GTPase activity; 7S RNA binding; GTP binding. The record is from RefSeq and is a predicted model, not a curated record.